This is a messenger RNA of Aureobasidium vineae, 663 nucleotides long. The record is from the annotation of a GenBank genome assembly. Lineage: Eukaryota; Fungi; Ascomycota; Dothideomycetes; Dothideales; Saccotheciaceae.
AUGUCCAACAGCAACUACCAACUCAGUGAGGUCUUCGAUGUCAAGGGCAAGGUCGCCCUCGUCACCGGCGGUGGCUCCGGCAUCGGUUUGAUGAGCGAGAUCGAGAAGCUCGUCAAGGAGAUCGAGACCAAGGAGGGCUUCCUUGAUAUUCUGNACGCCGGCAUCGACGCUGGUAAACUCACCCCCGAUGGCAAGAAUGCCGAGGAGAUGAAGAAGAACCUCUUCGACGAGGAUACCACUGCCUUCCUGCCCNUCAUCCAGAAGGCCACUGAGCGCACACACGGUUGGUCUGGUACCAUCAUCAACAUUUCUUCCAUCUCUGGUCUCGUACGCAUCUCUCAGGGUCACUUCAACUACAACGCCUCUAAGGGUGCUGUCGUUCAUCUCAACAAGAUGCUCUCGGCCGAGAUUCAGAGCAGCGGCCUCAAGAUCCGUGUCAACGCCAUCGCUCCCGGUGUCUUCCCCUCGGAAAUGACCGCUGGUGAGAGCAAGGACGACCAGAAGAGUGAACUCNCCAAGGAGCACAAGGGAGAUUUGCCUUCGCAAAGACCAGGCAAGGACAAGGACAUGGCCGCUGCUAUUCUGUUUGCUGCUUCUUGCCAGUACCUCAACGGUCAGAACAUCCCUGUUGAUGGUGGCUACCUCAUCCAGACUGGCACCUAA